ACUGUAUUAUGUUUACUGUUUACUGUUUAGUUUUAGUGUCUCAGCCUCUCAGCCUCUCAAGUUAGUGUGUUACCUCAUGCCGUGCGGUUUUGAUGUUCUUCCGUUCUUCUUUAUUACGUGUCUAGUGUUAGCGAUUAGUAAUGAUUUAUUACCUAAUUUUUAAACUGUAAUUGGUGUUAUUAUUAUUGAUAUGUUUGAGUAGGACAAUAAAUUGUGUGAAAUUAUUAUAAUUUUUAUUAUUCGUGUUUUUUUUUUUUUAUGGAAGUUUAAAGUUGUAAAAUCACAAAUGAAUACUCCGUUUGUUGAAGGAUGGAAUAUUGUUCAAACAUUGGGCGAUGGAACAUUUGGCGAAGUAAAACUUUUACUAAAUCAAAAUAAUCAUUGCUUUGUCGCCAUGAAAACUAUUGAUUUGCAAAACUAUUCUGAUGCAUUGGCUACAGUAAAAAAAGAAGCAGCAAUACAUAGCCGAUUGAACCAUUCAAGUAUAAUAAAAUAUUAUGGACAGCGUCAUGCUAAAGAUACAUAUUAUAUAUUCUUAGAAUAUGCAUCUGGAGGUGAACUAUUUGAUCGAAUUGAACCUGAUGUUGGAAUGCCGCUAUCUAAUGCUAGAAAGUUCUUCAAAGAGUUGAUUGCUGGAGUUGAAUAUUUACACAAAAAUGGUAUAGCUCAUAGAGAUUUGAAACCAGAAAAUUUAUUAUUGGAUGAAUAUGGAAAUCUAAAAAUAAGUGAUUUUGGAUUAGCCACUUUGUUUUUAUGUGGUGGAAAACGGCGUAAACUGGAUAAGUAUUGUGGAACUCGUCCUUAUUUAGCUCCAGAAGUUCUUUCACUUUUACCUUAUCAAGCAGAACCUUCUGACAUUUGGUCAUGUGGUAUUAUACUGGUAUCAAUGCUUGCUGGAGAGUUACCUUGGGAUGUGCCAUCUGAUAAUGAUGAAGAUUAUAAAUUGUGGAAAACUACGGACUAUGCUAAUCAUUCACCAUGGAAUAAAUUAGAUACUUUAGCUUUGUCUCUUGUGAGAAAAAUAUUAACACCAACACCAUCCCAAAGAUAUGAUAUAUUAAAAAUUCAGUCACAUCAUUGGUUCAAAAAAUCAGAAACUGGUGCCAAUAAAAAAGUUGGGAUUUCUGUUCGGUCCAAUAAAGAUAUGGAUGAUGGACGUCAAUGUUAUUCUCAACCAGCUUCAGCAGCUAUUUCAUUUGAUACGUCCAUGUCGCGCAGUGAAUCUGAAAUACAUUCAUUUUCCCAGCCAACACAGGUGGAUGAUCUGCUGUUGUCCUCACAACUUCUGACAUCACAGUCCAUCUCCACACCAAACAACUCUAUGCAAAACCUUGUCAGAAGAAUGACAAGAUUUCUAGUUGAUUUACCACCUGAUGCAGCAUUAACCAAUUUAGUAUUGUUCCUGGAUGAUUUGGGAUAUAUAUCAAAAAUCAACACACCUAGUUUGGUUACAAUUACUACUACAGAUCAGCGCUUAGUGUUUAAAUCAACUGUUAUUCCAAUGAAUCAUCAAACUCUGAUUGACUUCAGACUUUCAAGAGGCUGUGGUUUAGAGUUUAAGCGAAAUUUUGUUUCCAUUAAAAAUGCAAUGUCUGCAUUAAUUAAAGUUGCGUGGCCUAUUGCUACUGAAACUGUACCUUAAAUUAUUAGUAGUAUUAUGAAUACAUAUAAGGCUGACUAAUUAUAGAUUGGUUAAAAAUAAUUUUGUUA
Molecule: messenger RNA, 1710 nt
Organism: Diuraphis noxia (Russian wheat aphid)
Lineage: Eukaryota; Metazoa; Arthropoda; Insecta; Hemiptera; Aphididae
Product: serine/threonine-protein kinase grp-like
Biological process (GO): mitotic G2 DNA damage checkpoint signaling; protein phosphorylation
Cellular component (GO): cytoplasm; nucleus; site of double-strand break
Molecular function (GO): protein serine/threonine kinase activity; ATP binding
Source: RefSeq, a predicted model, not a curated record